AUGGGAGACAAUGCAAGUGAAAUGAAGGUUGUAGAAUUCAAAGACUACAUUCAACUUUCUGACCACAUGGGAAAGCGUUUUCCUCAUCUUAACGACAUCUGGCUCUCCACUGAAAUGCAGGCUUUAGGUGGCUUAAAAAUUGUGUUAUUUAUCUUCAGGAAGUCAUUGACAAAUCAAGAUCGUACUCCAAUUGGAAAGUUUAACGCACAAAUGUGA
This is a messenger RNA of Ilex paraguariensis (yerba mate), 216 nucleotides long. Lineage: Eukaryota; Viridiplantae; Streptophyta; Magnoliopsida; Aquifoliales; Aquifoliaceae. The record is from the annotation of a GenBank genome assembly.